Molecule: messenger RNA, 4970 nt
Organism: Melanotaenia boesemani (Boeseman's rainbowfish)
Lineage: Eukaryota; Metazoa; Chordata; Actinopteri; Atheriniformes; Melanotaeniidae
Gene: smtnb
Product: smoothelin b
Exons: 20
Coding region: 304-3480 (1058 amino acids)
Biological process (GO): actin cytoskeleton organization
Cellular component (GO): microtubule organizing center; filamentous actin
Molecular function (GO): protein binding
Source: RefSeq, a predicted model, not a curated record
UUCAGUGGGAAUUCUCAGUUCAAAAAGCUGCCAACGUCUCCCUUGUGUGAAAGCUGGGUUGCUAAUGCUUUCGUUGCGACUUCCGAGACCAUAGCAAAAUAUGAUCUCUACCAGCAAGACACGACAUUAUUGAAGUUAAAUAGAAGCUUCGAACUGCUGAACAGACUGCAGCGGACAAAAGACAACAAAAACCGAGUUGAGCAGGUGGCACCCGUUGCUGGCCGGUGAACCAAAUCCCAGCGAGACUCUCCAUCCAUCCCACCAUCUCAUUCUCGUCUCACCUGAGCCAGGCAGAUAGAUAAGAUGUCUCUGGAGACGUAUUCAGCGCUGGACGAGUCCGCUCUCCGAGCUUUGCUGGAUAGAACCGUAGAUCUGGACGAGAGACGCCUCAUCCGUUCAGCUAUCCGAGAGCUGAGGAGAAGGGAGAUUGAGGACAUGGAGGCCGCUCUGGCCAGCAAGAGAUUUCGGCCCACACAUCUCAAUCAGCAGGAAGACAAGGAGAACCAGCACAGGUCAGAAUCCAGUGAGAAUUUGGACAUCCUGUCACAAAAACUCCAGUCAAUCCAGGACAUUGAUGAGCUUAUGAAAAUGCUUCGUGCUACCAGCUUGUAUGAAGAGAGGAAGAUGAUCCGAGCAGUUAUCCGACGAAUCCGAGAUGAGCAGGUGCAAGGUACUGUGGAGAAGGGCAAGACAUCUUCUCAUUGCCGUGAGCCUGACAGUGUGGAGCACAGGAGCGCCAUGGGAGCUGGGGAGACAGAGCGAGAGAGCUACAGUGAGCUGGAUCGCAUCAGAUCUCCGAUCCAGGAGUUGCACACCCAGCAGACGCAACAAACCAGAGAUCUGCAGAGGAAAGGCUCCAGCUCAGGCAUGGUGUUGGUUCUUGAUCACCUGGUGAAAGAUGAAAGCUCUGGACCUCUGCUGAUCAAGCCUCAGCGAGAAGCUCUGACCACAGACGCUGACCUGCUACUGUCUCACCGUCAAAGGUCAGACUCCACAGCUUCAGACCGUAGUGUGACAUCAGUGCUCUCCAGGUCCAAUCUGGAUUCUCUGGGCUCAGAGAAGAAUUUGGACUCAGGCUACCCAGCCCGGCUGGACUCUGGAGCAUCAGACAAGAGCCAGAGUUCCUCUCAACGUGGUCGCCUAGACUCUGGCGCAUCCGAUCGAAGCAUCAGCUCCCUGUCUUAUGCCAGACAGAGAUUGGGCUCAGAUGUCUCUGAUUCAUGUGUCAGACCCCGUUUGGGCUCUGGGACUUCAGACAGCAUUGGCCUGUUCUCAAGGAAACGAACAGACUCUGUGACAUCUGACCACAGCAUGGGCAUGUUUUCUGAGGAGAGAGGUCCAGCAGAGGAGGUAGAGGUAACCACAAGUGGUUCAACUUGCAGCACAGAUUCAGAAACAGAGAAAGAUCCAGCCAGCAUCCAGAAUCAGUCUAACUACGACCACGCUGUUGACCAGGAGCAGCUGGAUGGACCCGUAUUAUCUCGGAGGCAUCCUGCAAAUGGCCUGCUCAAUGGCAAGGCUAAGGAAAAAAAAGAUCUGCAGAGGCAAAAGAUACCGGUUAGCAGCAAUCUGUCCUUCACUCAUGGCAAAGCAAAGGAUUAUGCAUCUGAGAAGAAAGACGUUGUCGUGGAACAGUUCAACCGCACUAACUCUGUUCGUGAUCGAAUGCGCAAGUUUACAGAAGCCAGCCAAAGCCCAAAUAUGCCGGCUUUGAAGAAAGCCCCUCUAAGAAACGGGACCACCUGUGGGAGCAGCGGCCAGACCAAGCUCUCCAGAGCUGCUGAGUUGUUUAUACACCCAGCAUCCCUCAGCACAUCUGGAGACAGGCCAGCAAGGUCACAUGUGGAGUCAGUGUCUAACACCUCUGAUGUCUCCCAGAGCCAGGCAACACCUCAGCCAAGAGGUGUGGCUAACAAACCUCUGUCAUCAGCCGGCCAAUUGCAAAAGUCCAUGGGUGGGACAAAGCUCCCAGCUGAAAAAGAUGUGCACGCCUUGAGUGCGCUAAAGGAAGACAGGACCCCAGGGAAAGCAGCUGGAAAAAAGGUCCCUCAGGGAGAGGAAGACCCAGACAUGAAGACUUUCCUCACCAUCGAGAUCAAGGAUGGGCGCACCACUACCACCUCUGCAACGUCAAACCCAGGAGGCAACAUUGUACCCAUCACCAACAUGGCCCCACGUAUUACCACUCUGGGGCAAAGACCAGAGUUGACCCUUGGCUUAAGAGCAACACCCUUCAAGAUUUCCUCAUCUACCUUCUCCUCUGGAUCCUCCAUGAAGAUGGAAACAGAGCCUGUUGUUGCCUCUGAGCCAGUAUUUUCAGCAGGACCAUCUAUGCAUGUCCCAGCCAUCCCCAACGGCUCCAGCACUCAGGCCAAACCUGUGGAGAGCUCUGGAAAACUGACUCCUGAAAAGCUUGCUGCAAUCGAGGAUGAAGAGCUCCUUGACAAAAUGCUUGAUGAGUCGAAGGACUUUGAAGAGAGGAAGAUGAUCCGUGCAGCCAUGAGAGACCUUCGCAAGAGAAAAAGAGAGGCCAUGCUGGGGUGUACUCAAGAGGAAAUAGACCAGAGAGAAAAAGAGCGCGACAUUCGUCUGCAGGAGCUGCGGCAGCAGAGAGAAGACCGAGCGCAGAAAGGUCGUGCUGGGCCUGGAACUGGAGAGGUGGUGACAAUGAGGGUGGAGAAGUCACUAGAUGGUUCAACCCUCAGCCAAGUUUCCAAGACAAACCGCUUUGCACAGUCUGAUAACGGGAGCAGAUCAACAGGCAUCACAGUAGUAGAGACCAGUUAUGUGCAGAAAACAGACAGAGGAACAGUCCAGUCAAAAUCAUACAGCUACACUUCGUCCUCAUCCUCUAACACAACCCAGAAAAUUGGCAGUGUGUUUGAUCGUGAGGAUGAUACAUCGUCUCGAAGUGGCAGCAGUGGGUUGGCCGCUGUGGAGCGACGGCAGGCAGAAAGACGCAAGGAGCUGAUGAGGGCCCAAACAUUGCCUAAAACUUCUGCCAUGCAGGCUCGCAAAGCCAUGAUAGAGAAGCUGGAGGGAAGCGGCCCUGGCAAUCAGGCUGUGGCCAAGGUAAACAAGGUGCAGCGUUCCACCAGCUUUGGUGUACCCAAUGCAAACUCCAUCAAGCAGAUGCUGCUCGACUGGUGUCGUGCCAAAACACGCUCAUAUGAGCAUGUGGACAUCCAGAAUUUUUCAUCCAGCUGGUGCAAUGGGAUGGCAUUUUGUGCCCUUGUGCACAGCUUCUUCCCUGAUGCCUUUGACUACGAUUCUCUGAGCCCCAGCAACCGCAGGCAAAACUUUGAGGUGGCUUUCAGCGCUGCAGAGACCUAUGCCAACUGUAUGCCUUUGCUUGAAGUGGAAGACAUGAUGAUUAUGGGUAACAGACCAGACUCCAAAUGUGUCUUCACCUAUGUACAGUCUCUGGUCAACCACCUGCGCAGAUACGAGAUGGCCAUGGGUCGCCCCUCUGACCUUUGACCUGUGAUCAGCGGGCAUUCAGACUGGAUGUGGUGUCGGUACCCCCUCCUGUUUCUUCAGCUUCCCUGACCCCCUCAUUUCACCUGAUCACCAUGUCCACUCUGACAGGCUUUAUCAAGUAGUUGCACAUCUCUGAUGGACAAGUUGGGGAUUGUGUGGGUGUGGGUGUGUGUGUGUGUGUCUUUAACUAUCAGUUUGCUUAGUGUAAAGAGUGAUGAUAUGUAUUCAUUUUUUCAGCCCUCUCUAUGUCAACACAGUUUGUUGACAUUAAAUCAAAAUUUUUCCAGUAAGAUAUUGCUUAACUUUUUAAAAGACCUUUUCAGGUUUGUUUUUUUUUCUUUUAAUUUUUUAUUAUUUUGUUAUUUGUUUUUGUUUUCAAUUCAAACUUUGCUUCAUGCAAGAUUCAGUGUGCAGUUGUUGUCACUUUGUUAGUGUGCUGAAAAACACCCCAAAAGAGAAAGGAGAAAUAUAUUUCCAUGGUAUUUCCUUAUGUAAUGCUAGAUUUUUCUCUCAGUUUUCUAAUUAUCGUGAUUGUGUCAGCACUUGUGUUGGUAAUUCAACUGAAAGAGAAAGUAUUUAUCAAAACACAUGCCGUAUCUUUUUUUUUUUUUUGGUACUUUAUCUUUAACCAAACUCUGGUUGCUUGAAUAAUAGGUUGUCAUUUUUAUGCUGAUGUAAUCAAUUGCCCUUUUAUUUUUUUAAUACAUGAGUACAGGGAUGUAAAUUAUUCAUUAUUCAAGUUGAUUCUGCGUUAUUACUGUAGUAAAGCGAUAAGUAUACAAUUUUCUGAACACCACAGAGCUACUGAGUCAUUUAUAUAGCAACAAUAGUGCAGCUAAACAAAGAAUGGGUUGGAUACUGAUGUCUUACAGCUGAAUUGUACCAUCACUUGAUGUUUACUGCUGCAUGAAUGACAGUAGAAGACCUCACGGCACUGCAAUCUCCCAGCAUCACUGCAUCGCCUGCCAGAUACACUCACACACAGCUCCUUUAAAGGGCUCUUAUUUAUGCUAGAGUAGUUUUUAAAAAUUGUUUUGUUUUAGUGUGUACAUUAUGCUUUUAAACGUUUUACUUAAAGUAUCUUGAUAAGCUGAAGCUGAAGCUACUGCAAUGUUUUCUGGAAAAAAAAAUGGGCUUCAUGUUUGAAAGCCGGCUUUCAGUAUGAACAGACAAGUAAUCAUGACUGAAAAUUGUAUAUUUAACAAGAAAACAAGAAAAAAAUAAAUUCACUAUUAAAAUUCAAGGUUUCUUUGAGAUGGUUUAAAUUUUGGUUUCAGAGUUGAUUUUGAUUAAACUCAUUGAUGAGAGCUUUUGUUUUGGUAGAUUUGAGAAAUUAUUUUUGACCUGCUCAACUGCUGGCAACUGAAAAACAAAAACCUCCACAAAGCGUGUUGUGUGUUUUGUAUAUAAGAGUUUAAACAUUACAGUAUCAUGUCACUGUGCACUACGGUUAAAUGUGAAUUAACUAUUAAACCAAUUUGAGAAGUAAA